Molecule: messenger RNA, 4777 nt
Organism: Pteropus alecto (black flying fox)
Lineage: Eukaryota; Metazoa; Chordata; Mammalia; Chiroptera; Pteropodidae
Gene: PAPOLG
Product: poly(A) polymerase gamma
Exons: 23
Coding region: 231-2465 (744 amino acids)
Cellular component (GO): nucleus
Molecular function (GO): poly(A) RNA polymerase activity; RNA binding
Source: RefSeq, a predicted model, not a curated record
GGCUGGGAAGCGGCGCCAUAUUGGCGUCGGCCGCGCUGUAUUGUCAUAAAUAGAGCCGGUUUUGUGGUGUUUUCACUACUUGGUUGGAUGCCUCGGCCGUAGUAAGUGAGGAAGUGGGCGAGCAAGCGACCUACAGGCGACCGGAGGAAAGGGGACAGGGCCAGAAGGGAAGAGCAAGAACGGGACUCCAGAGCGAAAGACACUCGCCGGUGAGGGAGACGCAGGAAGCGAUGAAAGAAACAUCUGCAAAUACUGUGUUGGACAGCCAGCGUCAACAAAAGCAUUAUGGAAUCACCUCUCCAAUUAGCUUGGCAUGUCCUAAAGAAAUUGAUCAUAUUUAUACACAGAAAUUAAUCGAUGCCAUGAAACCAUUUGGAGUAUUUGAAGAUGAGGAAGAAUUAAACCAUAGGCUGGUUGUUCUCGGUAAAUUGAACAAUUUAGUAAAAGAAUGGAUUUCCGAUGUCAGCGAGAGUAAGAAUCUCCCGCCUUCUGUUGUGGCUACUGUUGGUGGUAAAAUUUUCACAUUUGGCUCCUAUAGGCUUGGAGUACACACCAAAGGAGCUGACAUUGAUGCACUUUGUGUAGCUCCAAGACAUGUAGAGAGAUCAGAUUUUUUUCAGUCUUUUUUUGAAAAAUUGAAACAUCAAGAUGGCAUUAGAAAUUUAAGAGCUGUAGAAGAUGCCUUUGUACCUGUUAUAAAAUUUGAAUUUGAUGGAAUUGAAAUUGAUCUAGUCUUUGCAAGACUGGCAAUACAAACCAUAUCAGAUAAUUUAGAUCUAAGAGACGACUCGCGACUGAGAAGCCUUGAUAUAAGGUGUAUUCGCAGCCUAAAUGGAUGCAGAGUUACUGAUGAAAUUUUACAUUUAGUGCCAAAUAAAGAAACUUUCAGACUUACCCUAAGAGCAGUCAAAUUGUGGGCAAAACGACGUGGCAUAUAUUCCAACAUGCUGGGAUUCCUUGGUGGUGUCUCCUGGGCAAUGCUGGUUGCAAGAACUUGCCAGUUAUAUCCAAAUGCAGCAGCUUCUACUUUAGUUCAUAAGUUCUUUUUAGUUUUUUCCAAGUGGGAAUGGCCAAAUCCUGUGCUACUGAAGCAACCAGAAGAAAGCAAUUUGAAUUUGCCUGUUUGGGAUCCUCGGGUAAAUCCAUCAGAUAGGUAUCAUCUCAUGCCCAUAAUCACCCCUGCCUACCCACAACAGAAUUCUACGUAUAAUGUGUCCACAUCAACUCGAACAGUAAUGGUAGAAGAAUUUAAACAAGGUCUUGCAGUCACAGGUGAAAUUCUUCAAGGGAAAUCAGACUGGUCAAAACUACUUGAGCCACCAAAUUUUUUUCAAAAGUACAGACAUUAUAUAGUAUUGACUGCCAGCGCAUCAACAGAAGAAAACCAUCUAGAGUGGGUUGGAUUAGUAGAAUCUAAAAUCCGAGUACUUGUUGGAAACUUGGAACGGAAUGAAUUUAUUACACUUGCUCAUGUAAAUCCCCAGUCAUUUCCAGGAAAUAAGGAACAUCAUAAAGACAACAAUUAUGUAUCAAUGUGGUUCCUUGGAAUAAUUUUUCGAAGAGUAGAAAAUGCAGAAAGUGUUAACAUAGACUUGACGUAUGAUAUACAAUCAUUUACUGAUACAGUGUACAGGCAGGCAAACAAUAUAAACAUGCUAAAGGAGGGAAUGAAAAUUGAAGCAACUCAUGUUAAAAAAAAACAACUUCAUCACUAUCUUCCAGCAGAGAUUCUUCAAAAGAAGAAAAAGCAAAGUCUUUCUGAUGUCAAUCGAAGUUCAAGUGGACCGCAGUCCAAAAGAUCAUCUCUGGAUGGCAGUUGUUUGGAUAGCUCCAGAGACACUGAUAACGGAACACCUUUUAAUUCCCCAGGGUCUACAAACAAACCUUCCAAGCCUGAUGUUCCACCUUCAGGAGAAACAGAAAGGAAUAAUGCUGAGCUUGCUGCUGUAAUUGUGGAAAAGCCACUGAGUGUCCUGCCAGCUCAAGGACUAUCUAUUCCAGUCAUUGGUGCAAAAGUUGACUCUGUGGUAAAAGCUGUAUCACCCCCAGCUGUGUGCACCAUUCCUACUGUAGUAGGACGAAAUGUUAUUCCUAGGAUCACAACACCCCACAACCCUGCCCAGGGACAACCACAUCUAAAUGGAAUGUCAAAUAUAACUAAGAAUGUUAUGUCCAAGAGAUCCCAUUCCCCAUCCAUAGAUGGGUCUUCAAAGAGAUUGAAAGACAUAGAAAAGUUUAUUCGACUUGAAUCAAAGUUUAAGGAAUCGCGUGCUGCUGAAAACAGAAAAAGAAAAUCAGUGGAUGCCAUUGGAGGAGAAUGUAUGCCUAUUCCAACUAUUGAUACAUCACGCAAAAAGAGACUACCCAGUAAAGAACUACCAGAUGCAUCAUCCCCAGUUCCAGCGAAUAACAUCCGUGUCAUCAAAAAUUCCAUUCGACUGACCCUUAAUCGGUCUCUGAAAUGAAAAGUCUAGUGUCUAACUUGUACAAAGGAAAACUACUUAGAAGAAGAGCAAGGAAAAGGUACAAAGGAAAACUACUUAGAAGAAGAGCAAGGAAAAGGUAAUGUUUGUUCCAUUAUUCACUUUUUACAUAUCAGAAGACAAGGAUGAAAUCUCCCCAAGUUGUAGCUUUCUUGGCAAAGCUGUUCUCUUAGCUAACCCUUUUCCUUUAUUCAGAUAUUUUGACAUUUGUUCUACAAAUAUUCUAUUCGAGCAAAGAAGAAUGAUUAUGAAAGGACUGAAUAACUGUCAUCUGACUUCAGACUUUGAAAAUUUCUUUAGUAAGGGAUUUUAUUAAAUUUCAUAUGUAUGAUGUGUUUACAUUUCUGUAUUUAAUAUCUAGAUAUUAUCCCCUUCUAUUAUCAGUCUUCAGAGUCUCUUUAAGAAAUAUAUAUAUAUAUCUUUACCCUAUUAUAUAAACAAUCUUUGGGGUGACUAGAGGAGUUUUUCUUUAAUAAGAAAACAAUAGGCCUGACCUCUGUCCUAUAGUAUAAUCAUUUCUCUUGUUUUAAGGGUCUAUUCAGCAUGAGGUUAAGACAGCCAGUGGUUCAUGUUAGACUCCUCAGAGAUAGAUAGCAUUUUUCAACCUAUUUGGUAACCUAUUAAGAUGGUGGGUUUGGUCAGAAAUGAAGUGUUUUCUAUCUGAACAGUAGGUAAAAUGCUCAGUACAUUCUGUUACCAUUGUAGGAGCUCCCCACUGUGCUGGUUCCAAGUAAAUAAAAGGGAAAGUAUGGUCUGGGUUGCAUGUAUGUUCAGAACACUAAGUAGAGACAUUUGAUUUUAGGUGUGAAAACUAUACCUAGAAAUAUAUUUUUAUAAAGUCAGAUAACAUAUUCUUCAUUAUGUAGAUACAUUCAUUUUCACAAGGGAAUUAAAUUUUAAUCUGCUCACUUUUUAGUGACUGGCUCUGAAAAAUAGUAUGUUAUCAAAGGAAAACAAUUAUCUGCUAGUUUAACCUUAGGGACAAUUUGAAAGACAGGGUACAUGGCUUAAAACCUUGUAAAAUUGGGGCAGGAGAAUGAAUUUUAAGAGACUAUAUUGGUGCUAACAAUAAGAACAACUUUGUCUUAAGGCAGUGAUUUAGUAACAUUAUUAAAAUGUUUACCAUAGCAGCAAUGAAGUGAAGAUGGGCAAUGUUGAAAUGGGCUAAACUUAUUUUCCACUGUUUCACAGCUUUGAAAUCUGAAUUCCUAACUUGGGUAUCAUGGACCCUAGGAAAUCCUUUGCAAAUAUAUAUAAGUAGUGAUUAAUAAACAUUUUACUGAGGGGAUUUCAUAGCUUUCCUCAUCUUCUCAAAAUGGUCCAUGACCCUAGAAAAAGGAGGGGUCCAGAAUUGAAUAAUCCCAGAUAUUUGGGCAUAAGAUUUUUCUGUGGUAUAUUUCUGAAAAUUAACUGUGGCUCUUAAAUAGUAAAGUGGGCUGAUGGAGGAUGCUGGAACACCAAAUUUCUAAGUUUCUUUAUAUAUUUCAGAUGAAACUUCAUCAGUAUUUAGAAAAACGCUUACCAUUGGAUUUAUAAAUAUCCUCAUGUUUAGAAUCGUCAACAGGGUCAAACUUCAGUUUAAUAAAUUUCAACCUAAGAUUGAUUAGAAUAGCUCAGAAUGCCCAUUAGCAAUGGUAAAAAGUAGAAUUAAUCAUUAAACAUCCUAAUGCUUUGUUUUCAGCAGCAUUAAAGUUCUCUUGUUCCUCCAUGUUCAGACCAGAACAGACUGAACAGACCAAUAAAUAGAACUUUAGUUUAAAAAAUAUUUUUUAUAAAUAAAACUGUAUGUGUGUUUCAAUGAUUAACUACCUAUUAAAUCUUCCAAAGCUUAGAAUUUAGGUCAUGAUGAUAGUGAUAAGUAGUGCAGAUGAUGGAAGAAAAUCAGUCUCAAUAACGGUAACUAUGGAUUUUUAAAAAGAAUUAUACAAGGUCAGAUCCUUCCCAAAUUCCCUGUUUUUUUUUCUGAAAUAAUUUUUGAUAUUUUAUAUUUGAAGUUAGUUGAACAGAAGAUUAUCAUCAGACUUACUAUAAUUUUAAGCUGUUGCUACAUUUUAGCAAAGACCCACAUAAUUACCUUAUAAAGUACUUAGGAUAUCUUUGAGGUAAAUGGUGCUACAUCACUCCACAGUGUUAUAUAAAAUGAAUACAGCUGCUUUUCCUUUCUAGGUAGCUGUUUGUAUAGUUCAUAUUCAUUUUUCCUGCCCUUUAUUUGCAUUGUCUUAUUUCUUAGUUGUACACAUGAGCCUCAUUAUUUGUCUGGAAUAAGUAAUCAAAUAAACUUGCUUUGAUAAAUA